UUUAGACUUUGUUCCCAUUAUUUUUUGUUCUCAGUUUAGGAACCUUUGCUUCUUCUCCCAUGUUUUUAAGCCUAACUCUACAUAAGAUUUAAUUCCACUGCCUGCUAUUCAACAUAACUGGCACACAAAGUCAGUUAGAGAUGGAGCUUGUUGCUCAUGUGGUGACCGUGAUCAGCAUCUAUGGCUGCCUUCCUUUGACCGUACUGGUCAUCUGUUGGGUGGUCUGCUGUUUGCAGGGACGAAACGAGCGCAUUCCUGUCAUCUAUUACACAAACCUCCUCAUCUCCAAUGUAAUCAUCUUCAGCACCUCGAUAUCUUUGUCAUCAAGAAACGACGAUGGAUAUACGACCUUCACUGUUGAUCCCUAUAUUUUCUUUAUUGGUCACAUAGCUAAUCCUAACUUAAAGAUGUGCAUUGCUAUUGAAAGAUAUUAUCUCAUUGCCCGUCCACAGAUGGAAUGUAUCAGACAAGCCAAAGGUGCUGUGGGUGUCUCUGCUCUGGUCUGGACUGUUUGUAUUAUCACUGUAACUUUUGGGAACUAUAUAUUGAUGGCUAUUGUUGUCUUCUUCCCUGGCCUCAUAUUCAUCUACGUCUUAGCUGGGAUGUUCUGCAUUUUGCCUGCUGCCACCUCUGUGCCCACUGAUGAGAAACAAAGAGUUACAGGAACUUUAGUUGUGCUGCUGCUUAACUAUUUCCUGAUGAUUUUUCCCAUGAACAUUUGGGACAUUUUAGCAUUUCACAGUUUUGACAAACUUGAAUAUCCAGAUGUGAUUUUGACUUCAUAUUGGCUCAGUCCCUUUGUGGACUUGAUUCUGCUUGUUUUCAUGCGGAAAGGGUGCAUUGACAAGAUAUUGUCAUGUCUGUGCUGCUGCAUUAAGGACAACAGUGCAAUAGAUGUCAGCGGCUCAUCAACAGCGACAACAGCAGUGUGACUGAUGGUACCACAGACAGGUGGGUUGAUGUAGGUGCAGUUAAAUGGUGAGAGAAAAAAGGGAGAGAUUGACACC
Oreochromis niloticus (Nile tilapia) is the source of this 1007-nucleotide messenger RNA. RefSeq lists its product as uncharacterized. Gene Ontology annotation, cellular component: plasma membrane. Gene Ontology annotation, molecular function: G protein-coupled receptor activity. Gene Ontology annotation, biological process: positive regulation of Rho protein signal transduction; phospholipase C-activating G protein-coupled receptor signaling pathway. Lineage: Eukaryota; Metazoa; Chordata; Actinopteri; Cichliformes; Cichlidae. The coding region runs from base 141 to 932 and encodes 263 amino acids. The record is from RefSeq and is a predicted model, not a curated record. The transcript has 3 exons.